AUGCGCUGGGACGACCCAAGCGACGCAGCCCUCUCACCAACUUCCGAGGAGUAUUUCCCCAAGUUCAAGGCCGAACCGUCCUCUCCUUCUAUGUCCGGCUUGGAAAUGCAGGGCAGUGGAUACGGAAAUCAAGGAUCUAGGAUGACCGACGACUCUGCAAUAUUCGGCGAAGAUCCAAUGUCAGAGGAACCCCUCUUCCAAACACCAGACGCAAUAGUUCCGCCACCAAUGACCACUAUACCCAGUCGCGAGGGCCUCUACUCAAAACCUCUGUCUUGGCCGCGACCAGUCGCUGGUACGAGACAAGCGCAACAAUGUGUUGGAACACUCACUCCUCAAGAAGAAGCCAGACUUCGCAGCAUCGCCAUGCCAUCCACACAACCACAAUUCGCCGCCUCUCCCUCCUCAUCUCCGCCGUCACCCGACCCAACAGGGAACCGCAAACGGAAGUCCAGCGUAGAGGAGGAGGAAGAAGAAGAUGAUGACGAGAGUCCAGACCCUGCCAGAGUCCACUACCAGCCUGUCAAAAAGACAGCACAUAACAUGAUCGAAAAACGAUAUCGCACCAACCUCAACGAUAAGAUUGCCACAUUGCGAGAUUCCGUCCCCUCGUUAAGAGUCAUAAGCAAGAAGAACUCGCGCGGCCAAGAGAUAAAAGAAGAUCUACAGGGUCUCACACCCGCACACAAGCUAAACAAGGCAACAGUUCUCGCCAAAGCAACAGAAUAUAUAGCACACCUGGAGAAGCGUAACAAGAACCUCGCAAAGGAGAACACAAGCCUGAAAGCACGCCUUGACGCAUUCGAGAUCUUAGUCAUGUCGAGUCAAUCGCAAAAUAUGCAACAGCAGCAGCAGCAGCAGAUCAAUAUGGGUCGCGCACAGCGGGCCUCGAUAGUUGGGAGACAGCAACAACUCCCCUCGAGACAACAGUACCUGAUGGACGGCAUGUUAGGUCCUAUCUGA
This is a messenger RNA of Cadophora gregata, 963 nucleotides long. RefSeq lists its product as uncharacterized. NCBI's taxonomy places the organism in Eukaryota, Fungi, Ascomycota, Leotiomycetes, Helotiales, Ploettnerulaceae. Gene Ontology annotation, molecular function: protein dimerization activity. The transcript has 2 exons. Bases 1 to 963 code for a protein of 320 amino acids. The record is from RefSeq and is a predicted model, not a curated record.